GACCCCCCCCCCCGUCCAACAAUGCCUUCGUCCAGGUCCGUCACUGCCAGUCUGCUGCGCCAGAGGCCUGCCAGAGUCUCGUCGCAAGGCCCUCGACUCGCUCGGCGGAGCUUCCAGUCGCGAGCAGGCUUGCUCCGACCCCGCAUCGCUCUUCCACCAGUUCUGGGCCAGCGUCGCGCCUUUUCGCUCUCAAUCCCUCGCCAUUUUGCAGAUGUCGAUGAGGCCUUCGACCCCAGAUCCGUGGAGAGGGAGCGCGAUGAGGUUGAUGUAUGUAUAGUGGGUGGAGGUCCUGCGGGGCUGAGCGCCGCCAUUCGAUUGAAGCAGCUGGCGAACGAGGCGGGCAAUGAGGAUUUCCGCGUCCUCCUGCUAGAGAAAGCGGGAGAGAUUGGAGCGCAUAUCCUCUCUGGCGCCGUCAUCGAACCCACCGCCAUCAAUGAGCUCAUCCCGGACUGGCUCGCAGAGGACAAUGAGAACCGCUUUCAAGAUGUCACCCCUGUAACGGGCGACAAGAUGCGAUUCCUCCUGAAGUCCUCUGCGAUCCCCAUUCCCGCCCCCCCUCAAAUGAACAACCACGGGAAUUAUAUUAUUAGUCUGAACCAGUUUACGAAAUGGCUUGGAGAAAGAGCGGAAGAGGUUGGGGUUGAGGUAUACCCCGGCUUUGCUGCUUCAGAAGUCCUAUACAAAUCAGACGGGUCUGUCCAGGGGGUUGCUACCAACGAUGUGGGCAUUUCAAGGUCUGGGCAACCCAAAGAUACCUUUGAAAGGGGGAUGGAGUUCCAUGCGCGCAUCACCCUGUUUGCUGAAGGAUGCCAUGGCAGCCUCACCAAGCAAGUGAUCAAGAAAUUCGACCUUCGCCGGGACAGUCAACCCCAAACCUACGGUCUUGGACUGAAGGAGGUAUGGGAGGUGCAACCCGAGAAAUUCCGGAAGGGCGAAGUUGUUCACUCGCUGGGGUAUCCUCUGCCAGCAGAUACAUACGGUGGUGGUUUCAUGUACCACUUCGGUGAUAACAUGGUCAGCCUUGGCUUGGUGGUUGGGCUCGAUUAUCCCAACCCUUGGCUUUCACCUUACCAGGAGUUUCAAAAAAUGAAGCAUCACCCUUUGUACAAGUCGGUUCUUGAAGGCGGCAAGUGUAUCUCGUACGGUGCACGUGCUCUGAAUGAGGGUGGGUUUCAAUCAAUACCAAAGGUCGCUUUCCCUGGUGGUGCUUUGAUCGGCGAUACCGCCGGCUUUCUUAACGUCCCUAAGAUCAAGGGAACCCAUACGGCCAUGAAAUCCGGAAUGCUGGCAGCAGAAGCCGCAUGGACAGCGCUCGGAUCGAACGAUUCUGGCACAGUCUUUCUUUAUGAUUACGAAGAUGCGCUUCGCAAGUCGAGCAUCUGGAAAGAAUUGAAGGAAGUCCGCAACAUGCGACCAUCCUUCCACUCGCCUUUGAAACUCUACGGCGGAAUCAUGUAUUCUGGAUUAGAAGCCUAUGUUUUGAAAGGCAAGGUCCCGUGGACGCUCAAGCACCACAAGCCUGACCAUGCUGCUACGAAGCAAGCAGACCAGUGUACAAAGAUCGAGUAUCCGAAGCCGGAUGGCAAGAUCAGCUUUGAUAUCUUGACAAGUGUAAGCCGGACUGGUACGAACCACGAGGAAGACCAGCCGGUACACUUGCAAGUCAAGGAUUGGGAUAAGCACGCGCAGAUGGAGUGGCCAAAGUAUAAAGGGAUUGAGAACCGAUUCUGCCCUGCUGGAGUGUACGAAUAUGUGGAGGAUGAGACCAAGCCAAUUGGUGUAAGGUUCCAAAUCAACGCCCAGAAUUGUAUUCAUUGCAAGACUUGUGAUAUCAAGGUUCCGGACCAAGAUAUCAACUGGACUGUACCGAAUGGAGGAGAUGGCCCCCAGUAUUAUAUGACGUAGAUAGAUAAAAGUACAUAGAAGAACCAAAAGCUUAAGCAAAGUUGUAACCCU
Messenger RNA from Amorphotheca resinae ATCC 22711, 1956 nucleotides. RefSeq lists its product as hypothetical. Gene Ontology annotation, cellular component: mitochondrial inner membrane. Gene Ontology annotation, molecular function: electron-transferring-flavoprotein dehydrogenase activity; iron-sulfur cluster binding. NCBI's taxonomy places the organism in Eukaryota, Fungi, Ascomycota, Leotiomycetes, Helotiales, Amorphothecaceae. The coding region runs from base 22 to 1905 and encodes 627 amino acids. Gene Ontology annotation, biological process: electron transport chain. The record is from RefSeq and is a predicted model, not a curated record. The transcript is spliced from 4 exons.